Diaporthe batatas is the source of this 786-nucleotide messenger RNA. RefSeq lists its product as uncharacterized. The transcript has 2 exons. The record is from RefSeq and is a predicted model, not a curated record. Gene Ontology annotation, molecular function: RNA binding. Gene Ontology annotation, cellular component: catalytic step 2 spliceosome. Gene Ontology annotation, biological process: mRNA cis splicing, via spliceosome. Lineage: Eukaryota; Fungi; Ascomycota; Sordariomycetes; Diaporthales; Diaporthaceae. Bases 1 to 786 code for a protein of 261 amino acids.
AUGACUACCGCCCACAGGCCUACCUUCGAUCCCGCUCGUGGCAAGGAGACCCUCCGUGGUCCAGCCUACCACCAGCGUCUCCUGCCCGCACACACCCAACUCAAGUUCCGAAAACCAGGUCAAGGCGGACGUGCCGACCGUGACACCCGUGAUCUGCGCGCGGAACUCCUCGCCGCGGAGCAGGCACACCACGCCAAGCUGAACGGCGGCCCCCUUCCACCAAGCAACGGCGACGAAGACAGUUCCGAGCCCACGCCCGCCAGCCGAAGCGCCAAGCACGCCCUCGAAGCCGGGUCGGCAGCAGCAGACGACGACGGCGAGGACCCAGAGGCAAAACGGCGGCGGAUAAUAGAAGAGACACGGGACAUCGACGCAGACGACUCAGACUCCUCAUCCUCGGAGAAGGAUGACGGCGGCGACGACGAUGAUGAUGACUCGGAUAGCGACUCGGACAGCGACGACGACGAGGCAGAACUGCAGCGGGAGCUGGAGCGGGUCAAGCGUGAGAGGCAAGAGAAGCGCGAGCGGGAGGAGCGGGAGAAGGCCGCCGCGGAGGCGGAGGAGCGCGAGAGGGAGAUCGCGAGGGGGAACCCGCUGCUGAACAACAACGGCGGCGGCGGCGGCGGCGCAAAGACCGAUUUUACAGUCAAGAGGAGGUGGGACGACGACGUCGUGUUCAAGAACCAGGCGAGGGGCACGGAGGACAAGAACAAGAGCAAGGAGUUUGUGAACGACCUGCUGCGGAGCGACUUCCACAAGCGGUUCAUGAGCAAGUAUGUCAGGUAG